GCACAUGGGUUUGUUUAGAAAUUGUUCGGAAUUUCACUGCACUACGAAUGAUUGCUCGAAAAUACUUUUAGAGCGAAUUUUAAACAGUUCCUGUUAAUUUUUUUUAGAUCAAUAUUUAUAUAGUGAAAGUUGAGCAUGGCCAAAUUUAUAGCACAAGCGGUUGUUUUGGGAGCUCAGGUUAUUAGUCGGGCAUUUGCUCGAGCCCUUAAGCAAGAAUAUGCAGCAACACAAGCUGCCGCACAAAAAGGUGGUGGUAAUUCAAGGGCGCAAGCAGAAACAAAUAUAAAAACUGGGAUCACAUUAGAAGAAGCUAAAAAUAUAUUGAAUGUACAAGAGCUUGAUCCAGAAUUAAUCAAGAAAAACUUUGAACAUUUAUUUUCAGUCAAUGACAAGAGCAAAGGAGGUAGUCUGUAUCUCCAAAGCAAAGGUAUAUUGUCCUCUUGGCCAACAAGAGCUUGUGGGUAUAUAUUGCACGAACAGCGUUUCUUCUCAGUGUUAGCUUCUAGGGAUGUGUUUUCAGAAUCUUCCAAAGAGCAAUUCAUUAAAUGUAUGAAAAAACUGAAAAUAGAUUUUGUUACUAAUAAAACAGCAAGAGAAGCAUCUGUAUUAAUUCCACUAUGCAGAGUAAAGGAAGAACCUUCUGUGUUAUUAACUAUGCGAUCUGUGAAAAUGGGUAGAAACAAGGGUGAUGCUAGUUUUCCUGGAGGAAUGAAAGAACUUUCUGAUAAAAAUUCCAUUGAUGUAGCUUUGCGUGAAACCCAGGAAGAGAUUGGUUUAUCAUCAGAUGUUGAAAUAUGGACUAAAAUGCCAACUUUUCCAUCAAGAACAGGGAGUAUUACAAUUACACCUGUAGUUGCUUUCAUUGGAGAUAUACGUGUGGAAGAUUUUAUUGUUAACAAAGAUGAAGUAGAAUACGUUUUUGCAGUGUCUCUUGAAUCUUUAUGUGAUCCAACCAAUAAUUUUUACACUCGUUACAAACAUGGUUAUGCUAUGCCAGUAUACAUUGUGGGUGAAUAUCGCAUAUGGGGUUUAAGUGCUAUGAUUUUACAUUACUUGCUAAAGUGUUUAUUACCCGAUAGUUAUAAAAACUCUUUACAAGUUGGUGUGUUUCCUAGGUUAAAAAUUAAUCACUAAUUAUGCUAUUUUAAUAUUCAAAAAAUUAUAACAUCCUACUCAUAAUAAAUUAUAACCUGAAAAUGGAUGAGAUUCUUUUUACUCAUGAUUGUGUUUAUAGAAUUGAUAUGUUAUUAAGAAAAUUAAAAAUUAUUUUUUUAUGUCUUUUCAUCUUUAUUUGUGUUUGGGGUGAGGGAGUAUUAAAACAGCUUUACUUUGAGAGCAAAGUUAGCUAUGAUUAGUUUUCCAGUAUCUUGUAAUACAUGGUAUUUUAUGAUACAUGUAUUAAAUUGUAAUUCAUUGGUGAAACCAGUAUAAAAAAAUUUUCAUGGUGAAUAUGAUAAUCUUAGAAAACUCAUUCACUGCAUUGAUUAAUUUUCAGAUUUUCUGUAAUAACUGAAAAAUGCAAAAAGAAAGUCUCUCUUUUUUUCUUUUUUUCAAUUCAUAAGUUGCUGCCACAGCUGCAU
Molecule: messenger RNA, 1580 nt
Organism: Argiope bruennichi
Lineage: Eukaryota; Metazoa; Arthropoda; Arachnida; Araneae; Araneidae
Product: mitochondrial import inner membrane translocase subunit TIM16-like
Exons: 4
Coding region: 136-1134 (332 amino acids)
Biological process (GO): protein import into mitochondrial matrix
Cellular component (GO): TIM23 mitochondrial import inner membrane translocase complex
Molecular function (GO): coenzyme A diphosphatase activity
Source: RefSeq, a predicted model, not a curated record